AUGGAUAACUUAAAUGGAAAUGCUGACAUCAUAAAACCAUCUUUUGAAAAUAUACCUCAAAGUUUAGAGUCUUUAGAACCAUGUAUUGGUAUGGUGUUUGAAUCAGCAGAGGAUGCUAGGGAAUUCUACAAGGAAUAUGGGCAACGUGUGGGCUUUACCAUACGGAAUAACCGUACACGUCGAUCACUUAAAGAUAAGUCAGUAAAAGGACGGGAGUUUGUUUGUUCCAAAGAAGGUUUCCGUGCGGAUAAAUACGCAAAUGGAGGGAGCAGAAUUCUUCCUUUGAGACCAGCUUCUAGAGGGGGAUGCAAUGCAAUGUUAAAGGAUAGCUGCAAAAGAUGGCGCAAAGUGGGUUAUAUAUGGUUUUGUGAAGGAGCAUAA
Diospyros lotus (date-plum) is the source of this 381-nucleotide messenger RNA. Its product is annotated as protein FAR1-RELATED SEQUENCE 12-like. The coding region runs from base 1 to 381 and encodes 126 amino acids. NCBI's taxonomy places the organism in Eukaryota, Viridiplantae, Streptophyta, Magnoliopsida, Ericales, Ebenaceae. The record is from RefSeq and is a predicted model, not a curated record. The transcript has a single exon.